Molecule: messenger RNA, 2447 nt
Organism: Armigeres subalbatus
Lineage: Eukaryota; Metazoa; Arthropoda; Insecta; Diptera; Culicidae
Gene: CPT2
Product: carnitine O-palmitoyltransferase 2, mitochondrial
Exons: 3
Coding region: 324-2291 (655 amino acids)
Biological process (GO): fatty acid beta-oxidation
Cellular component (GO): mitochondrion
Molecular function (GO): carnitine O-palmitoyltransferase activity
Source: RefSeq, a predicted model, not a curated record
UACCCAUCGUACCGUUAUGUUUGACAUUAUUUUUUUUGUAAUUUCCCGUUGAUUAAUUUUGUUGCUGGAGCUCAAGGUGCUCAAUGAUUUUCCUCAUUAUUCAUCCUUAUUUUGAAGUGUUAUCUUUCUGAAAUCAGUAUUUAUUUUGUUAUCAAUUUGAAAAGUAAUCUAUCAAGGACAGUCAUACCGACUGUUUAGCAGUUUUUGGAUAAAACAAGUUACAUAUCAGAUUUGGACUUUGAUCUGUAUUUCACUGACCUGCCAGCGCACAUCGGUCGAGUCAUUCCAUUCCAUUUGCAUUGCGAGCACAAAGAAGGUCUAGCAUGUUACGAGUUUCACGCUUUCCGUCGCUUGCCUUUCAACGUGGCAAAGCUUCAGCUGCAGGGGAUGACUACCAGUAUCUGCAAAGGACUCGAAUCCCAAUGCUGCACUUCCAGCCUUCGCUGCCAAGAUUGCCGAUACCAGCAUUGGAGAAGACAUGCGAACGUUAUCUAGCAGCUCAAAAACCACUGCUUAUCGAUGAGGCUUUUCGGAAAACGAAAGAUAAUGUUGACCGUUUCAUUUCCUCAACCGGACCUAAACUGCAGGAUCUGCUUAAGAAAAAAGAUUCCCAAAAUAAGCAUACCAGCUACAUCUCCGAACCAUGGUUUGAUAUGUAUCUAAGGGAUCGUGUGCCACUGCCGAUCAAUUACAACCCCUUGCUGAUGAUGAACCAUGACGUACGUCCAGAAUAUAACGAUCAGCUGAUUCGAACGACCAACCUGGUAGUCAGCUCGCUCCGUUUUAUGAAGUCCCUUCGGGCUCACCUGCUCGAACCGGAAAUAUUUCACCUGAACCCGGCCAAGAGCGACACGAAUACCUUUAGACAGGUUACCGCAUUGACACCGUCUUUUGUGUCCACCUAUGUGGCCUACGCUUUUAAGGCCUUCCCAUUGGAUAUGAGCCAGUACCAGGGACUGUUUGGAGCAACGAGAAUUCCCGAAACGGGGAAAGAUAGGAUUUACAGGAACGAAAAAUCACGACAUCUGUUGGUGUUGCGGAAUGGACACAUGUACUCAGUAGAUGUGUUGGAUGAAGCGGGAAACAUUGAAAAACCCGAAACGUUGCUUGCGCGAUUUAAAUACGUACUCAACGAUAACCGCCCACCGUCCGAUAAUCCAUUAGGAAUACUCACCACCGAAAACCGAGAUGUUUGGGCCAAAGUUCGCUACCAUCUGAGUGAAAUCGGUAACGAGAAAGCCCUACGCACAGUCGAUUCCGCUCUAUUUUGCCUUUGUCUUGAUAAUGGCACCAUCGAUACGGAAAAUCCUUUGCCAAUGAUAAGAGAUUUUUUGUUCGGUGAUGGUACCAAUCGAUGGUUCGACAAAUCUUUUUCUCUGAUAGUAUCAAAAGAUGGUACAGCCGGAGUCAAUUUCGAACACUCCUGGGGAGACGGAGUGGCCGUGCUGCGUUAUUUCCAAGAAAUCUAUAAGGAAACAAUCAAAAAUCCUUUUGUAGAGCCGAACUUGCAACCGAACGAUGCUAACCGUAGUGAAGAUGUGGUAAGGUUGAUUGAAUUCAAGCUUGAUGACAAAAUCCGGGAUGGAAUAAUUGCUGCCCAGAAUCAUCACAACGCCAUAAUCGACGCACUCGAUAUGAACUACAUGAAAUAUGAAGGUAUCAACAAAAGUAUCUGCAAAAAGCAAAAAAUUAGUCCCGAUUCAGUCAUGCAACUGGGAUUCCAAUUGGCAUUCUACAAGCAGCACUCUAAAUUCGUAGCAACCUACGAAUCUUGCAGCACUGCCGCGUUCCGUCACGGUCGAACGGAAACUAUGCGCCCAUGCACGACGGCCACCAAAGAAUUUUGCGAAGCCAUCGAGCGGAAGCAGAAUCCUUCUUCGCCUGCCGAACUGAGGUCCAUGAUGGACAAGUGUUCAACCAUUCACGGACAAUUGACCAAAGAUGCGGCCAUGGGGCAAGGAUUUGACCGACAUCUGUUUGGAUUGCGCCACACUGCCCAGUCGAACGAAAUACCGCUACCGUGCAUCUUCGAGGACCCCGCUUACGCGGCCAUCAAUCAUAACAUUCUGUCCACCAGUACGCUCUCGUCACCGGCCCUCUUGGCCGGCGGUUUCGGUCCCGUGGUUCGGGAUGGAUAUGGCAUCGGUUACAAUAUUCAGGAAGGGUUCCUGGGCAGCGUUGUGACCAACUAUAAACCGAACCGGAACGGGCGGGAAUUUGUAGACUGCUUGAAAAGUGCCUAUGAAGACAUUUCCAAUGUUUUGAAUAAUUCACGUCCUUCUGCGAAGUAGAUAGUUGAGUUACAUGAAUUCAAGUUUUUUUUGUAUGUUUAUAUAAUAGUUUGGUUGCAAAAAUUAAGAUAUCCCCUUUAUUAUGGUCAAGGUUCAUAUUUAAAAUAGACCGAUGUGAUAUAUUUAGAAUGUUUUGAAAUAAAUUUGCAUAUAUAA